UGUGGGAGCCCUGAUGUACAGGAAGACAGGACUUCAGUGAGUAACAUUUCCCGCACUCAGGACAGGAAAGUGGCUUCUCCCCCAUGUGAGAUCUCUGAUGUCUGCAAAAGACUGGAUUUUACUGAAAAACAUUUCCCACUUUCAGGACAGGAAUACGGCUUCUCACCUGGCAGGAAUAUGGCUUCUCCCCCGUGUGCAAUCUCUGAUGUGAUGAAAGACUGGACUUCACUGAAAAACAUUUCCCGCACUCAGAACAAGAAUACGGCUUCUCCCCUGUGUGAAACCUCCUAUGUAUGUCUAGAUGCGACUUGACUGAAAAACAUUUCCGGCACUCAGAACACGAAUAUGGCUUUUCCCCCGUGUGAAACCUCCUAUGUAUGUCUAGAUGCGACUUGACUGAAAAACAUUUCCCACACUCAAGACAGGAAUAUGGCUUCUCACCUGUGUGGAGCCUCUGAUGUAUUUGAAGAUUAGACUUUCGUGAAAACAAUUUUCCGCAGUCAGAGCAGGAAUAUCGCUUCUCCCCUGUGUGAAUUCUUUUAUGCACAUUAAAAUUGGAUUUAGAACGGAAACCCUUCCCGCACUCAGUACAGGAGAAGUUCUUCCCUGUUGGA
Staurois parvus is the source of this 614-nucleotide messenger RNA. The record is from the annotation of a GenBank genome assembly. Lineage: Eukaryota; Metazoa; Chordata; Amphibia; Anura; Ranidae.